This is a messenger RNA of Acanthosepion pharaonis, 1530 nucleotides long. The record is from the annotation of a GenBank genome assembly. Lineage: Eukaryota; Metazoa; Mollusca; Cephalopoda; Sepiida; Sepiidae.
AUGAAACACUUGUUGAUAAUCUGCUCUCUCCCAUUCUUGAAAGAAAAAACGUCCGAUGAAAUCUUUUAUGCUGAAUUGGCCGUGGAAUCGGUCUGUCAGAUUGGUUAUUUAUUACGAGCUCCUUGUCCUGGAAUUCAAGCUCAAAUUUGUGCAACUUUAUGGUCUUUGUAUUCAGAAAAUCAUCCUACACAACAUGUUUUCAAGCAUGAACCCUGCACUGUGCAGUUUCUCAGGAAAAUAAUUGAACAAAGUGAUGUUGCUGUAACUCUGGUAAAAGCCAUCCAACUUGUGGAAAAUGAUCGCAACAACAAACUCUUGGUACUGGAAACUCUUCAAAAGCUCUCAAGACAUUCUGCAAUGUGCUGCGAUCAAAUGCUGAGUGAGAAUAUAGCGUACACACUGUGUUCUCAGUUAUUGGAUCCUGAUCCGACCGGACAGCUUCUAUUCCGAUCAGUGGAAAUUAUGUGGAAUCUUAUGGAGAACACAACAAAUUUGAUGUUGAUUUCCGAACAGCUCAACAAUUUGGAGUGCAUUUGCCAAUUGCAAAAUGCGUUCAUGUAUCAACUGACCCAGGGCUACAGCAACUAUGACAGCCAACUCCGCAAUGACAUUCUUGUUAUUAUAAAUCUUGUUGCUGCCAAUACGCAGAAGGCUCCAUUUGUGGAAAGUGGACUGACAGUAAUAACAGUUUUUUUGAGCUCAAUGGUCAAAUUAUGCCAUGAAUUCUUGCUGCAUAUCUCUCUCUUUCUAUCUCUCUCUCUCUAUCUAUCUAUCUCCCUUCAUUAUCUAUCUAUCUAUCUAUCUAUCUAUCUAUCUAUCUAUCUAUCUAUCUAUCUAUCUAUCACCUUUCCUUAUCUAUCUGUCUUAAAAAGCCACAGCAUUUUAUUGAAGCAUUUGCAGAUUACAGCCUGCCAUGAAGAUUUUGAGAUGAAGAAACUCCUCUACAUGACACUUUGUUCACUUAGUAAAUAUCCGUCUGUUUUACCCAUCCUGACCGAGGGUCGCCUCCUGUUGGCCUUAUUUUCUUUUGUACGUAAUAACCAAAGUACUGCUCCCAGGCGAGAAUGGUCAGUGGCAGAAUACGAAGAACUUCAACUCCACGCCCUUUCAUGUUUGUGCAUCUUGUGCCCGCUGCUGCUGGAAGACUUCAUGGCUUGCCAAGGAAGCACUCGCCUUCUCCUUCUCUUGGAAUGGUGCACGCAGAAAGAUGACUUUAAAGGCCAUGGUAACAGUUUCUAUGGGGACAACAGUCGAGGCACCAAAAAUGCUCAGAAAAGGCUUUGUCUGCGUUUAUUGUUCAGUGUCGUGGCCACAAAAAAUGAGCUCAUCAUUAAAGACUUGGUUGACCAAGGAGCCAUGAAUCUGAUCAUCUCAAUUCUGAGUUCAUCUUUGUUUUGUACUGCGAAGAAUUGCAUCAUUGAAAAUGAAAUGAAAUCAACAAUGCUCCUCAUUCUCUCCCAUUUAUGUGAAGGAAACGCCCACCACAAGGUAAGUCCAUACACCAAACUUUGGCCUAAAAACCAUUCCUAG